AAGAAGUCUUUAGAGAGAAAAGCUAGGUUAUGGACAACUUUUUCUGAAGAAUCCCAAAAAGAACAUAAAACUACUUGAAGUAAUUAAAAAUGGAUUUUGUUGACAUCAUGGAUUCUAUUAAUGUAACAAGUGAUGAAUAUUUAAGUGUAGCAGAUAGAUAUUAUACUGUAAAAUAUUGUACAGAUUAUAGUACAGAAGAAAAUAAUUUAGACCAUUGCAUUAGUUUUCACACAAAUCGAAUAUGCUUAAUAUCUUUGGCAGAAAAACAUCCGAUAAUAAAAGACAGGAAGCAAAUACUGAAAAUUGAUAGUGUAGUAGGUAAUAUAGAUCGAUUAGAGAACAAAUCAUCAGGAAAGGCAAAGCAUGGAGCACAAAAGUUAAAUCCCAAUUCCAUUCUUUGUUAUAUACAUUGCAGUGAUGGGUCAUCAUAUCCAGUUUACAGUUGCAUUAAAGGGAAACUUUUAGAAAUAAAUAAAAAUAUAUUCAAAAACCCUCAGCUAAUUAUAGAAAAGCCAAGAUCCCAGGGUUAUAUUGCUCUAAUAUUGCCUUAUUUAGAUUCAUUCACUCAAAUUAAAGACUCUAUGAUGUCAAAUGAAAGUUACUGUAAAUAAUAUAUGUUCAAAUGUGUCCAUUUUAAUAUAUUUGGUAAAUUAAAUA
Messenger RNA from Agrilus planipennis (emerald ash borer), 657 nucleotides. Its product is annotated as protein Simiate. NCBI's taxonomy places the organism in Eukaryota, Metazoa, Arthropoda, Insecta, Coleoptera, Buprestidae. Gene Ontology annotation, biological process: regulation of actin filament polymerization; dendrite morphogenesis; regulation of filopodium assembly. Gene Ontology annotation, cellular component: lamellipodium; dendrite; nucleus. Gene Ontology annotation, molecular function: actin filament binding; actin monomer binding. The record is from RefSeq and is a predicted model, not a curated record. The coding region runs from base 90 to 611 and encodes 173 amino acids. The transcript has a single exon.